AUGGAACCGGCGAAGAAGGAAGAGAUAAAAAAAGGUCCAUGGAAAGCCGAAGAAGACGAAGUGCUCAUCAACCAUGUCAACAGAUACGGUCCUCGUGACUGGAGCUCCAUUCGAUCCAAAGGUCUUCUUCAACGCACCGGCAAAUCUUGCCGUCUCCGUUGGGUCAACAAACUCCGUCCAAAUCUCAAAAAUGGGUGCAAAUUCUCAGCGGAGGAAGAGAGGACCGUGAUUGAGUUGCAGGCGGAGUUUGGUAACAAAUGGGCGAGAAUCGCUACGUAUUUACCGGGAAGAACUGACAACGAUGUGAAAAAUUUCUGGAGUAGCAGAAUAAAGAGACUUGCUAGGAUUUUUCAUAACUCUUCUGAUGCAUCGACUUCUAGCAAUCCAAAACCUUCUUCUCAUCGAAACAAAGGCAAAAAUGUUAAACCAAUCCAAUCCUUAUUCGCCUCUCAGUUUCAGAGUUUUGGUUUGGUUGAGGAAGAGAUUACAGCUUCUACUUCGUCCUCCAAGAUUCUUACUAAUAACUCAUCAUCAGACCAAGUUGAUGAAGCCUUAAGGUUGUCUGAAUUGGGUAUUAAGUUAGAACAUAAGCCAUUGGCUUUUGGGACUGAUCUUGUUCUUGCAGAGACGACUCCACUCAUGUCUGAGUUUCAGAUUGCCAAUCAACAAGCGGUUAACUCUAACUCUUUCUCUUCAGAAAGUAUAGAUCUUUUGGCUAGACUCGACAACCCUUAUUACUAUGAUAUCCUCGGACCGGCUGGUUCUUCCGAGCCGUUGUUUGUUCUUCCUCAGCCGUUUUUUGAGCCGUCUCUAGUGCCACCAACAAGAUGCAGACAUGUUUCAAAGGAUGAUGAUGAAGAAGAAGAAGCUGAUGUUUUCUUAGAUGAUUUCCCGGCUGACAUGUUUGAUCAAGUUGACGAUCCAAAUCAGAGUCCUUAG
This is a messenger RNA of Eruca vesicaria subsp. sativa (arugula), 939 nucleotides long. The record is from the annotation of a GenBank genome assembly. Lineage: Eukaryota; Viridiplantae; Streptophyta; Magnoliopsida; Brassicales; Brassicaceae.